Messenger RNA from Anopheles funestus (African malaria mosquito), 2628 nucleotides. Its product is annotated as transmembrane protein 169. The transcript has 2 exons. NCBI's taxonomy places the organism in Eukaryota, Metazoa, Arthropoda, Insecta, Diptera, Culicidae. The record is from RefSeq and is a predicted model, not a curated record. Bases 323 to 1627 code for a protein of 434 amino acids.
CAGAGCACGUGAAGAUAUGAAUAGAAUGAUUGAUCGUGAAACAAAACAGUAAAACCACACAAUUGUGAAGUCGCAACCAUGGAUUUUUUAAAAUUGGUCCUUGUGUUCUUUCACCGGGUAUAUCCGAGUCGCACCCCAUUGCGCCUGUCUGUUGCGGGUUGGCUUCGCUUACCCAUGCAUUUGACAGGAAUUGUACAGGACAUUCAGCAAGGAUCGUUUCGCAAAACUGUUCACAAUCUUUUACGUUUCUGAUAGUGCCAUAUCAUGCUGAAAUGAUAUUUUGUAACGUAAUUAAACAAUAUUCCCAGUGAUACAACUAAAAAUGGUCGGCCUAACGACGGAUGAUAUGAUCGUCCGGACGCAACAACAGCAGCAACCGUCUCCAAACCGACAUUUAGGCGGUGGCCAGAGUGAGUUUCCUGUUUUUAUCCCGCCGAGAAAACGGCAAACAGGAAAGAAAUCUAACCUUGGCAAUCAUAUUGACCACAUCGUCAACAUACAGGGUACGCGCAAAGAAUGGGAUUUGACGCCGGAACGUGAAGACUGUAGAAGAAACAAGCGAUGGAAUAGUGAAGAAAUCAUCGAGAUAAACUCCAACAGUAAAGGACCGACAUCGAACGGUACCAACGAAGAUGAAGAUGAUUUGAACGAAUUGCAAAACUUUCAUCCACUCAAGGAUAGUUCAACCGUAACGCCGAGCAGCAUUUCCGAAAGUAGUCUCGACCGAAAGUCAAGCAAAUCGGCCGAACUGCUUACCGGAGGCAGUGGUUCGAAGCGGUCAAAGAAACGUGUCAACAUUCGCACCGAUUUGGACGAAAUCGGUCGGCGUCGUUCACCGUCCGCAAUCUGCAACUAUGAAGAUUUGGAAUCGGGUGAAACGAGUGUCCUUAAUGCGGACCUGGACCAGCAAAGUCUUGAGCGGUACAAUACGAACCGUUCGUAUGCAUCAUCCACCGACAACUAUCUUACGAUGACGGGUACGAUCAAGCGCGGACGCAAAAAGGGACAAUCGAUCGACGUGCAGCUUAACAUUUCCCGCGAAGAGCUGGAGCAGAUUAGCAAGCAGGCACUUGCCGUACAUGGCGAGUCGAACCGAAACGAUCGGAGCUGCUGUACCCUUCGGACUGGUGUGCACAUUCUACUGCUUUCGCUCAUCUGUCUGCCGUUCGUGACUUUUACGACCGGUAUCUAUUCAUUUUACAUGGGCACCGUGACUUGGUAUAACAUGUUUACAUACUUUAACGAGGAGCGAUCAUACUGCCAUAAGCUGCUAAUGUCGCCCCUACUCAUUCUGGCCUACCCGCUCGGCAUUGUACUGUGCACGGUUGGGCUUGCACUGUACGCCGGCAUCCGACAGAUCAGUUUCCAUUUUAGAACAUGGCUCAACGAAAUAGCGGACAUCGAGAAGGGAUUUUACGGUUGGCUGUGCUCCGUUCUACACCUUUCCGACUGCAGUCCGUACGAGGUAGUCAUACUGACUGAGAUCUGUCCCACAAAUUCUCAACUAAACGGAAACACGACCGGAGUGGACGGAUUGCCAGCUGGCGUAAGGGUACAUCCCAGCGAUGGACGAUUGCAGGGUGAAUCAACACAAAUUAAUUCUUCCACCGAAGAGCUUUCAGUUUGAAGGAAAUCGUAACUGUGAAGCGAUUUUUUUAGUUAUAAUGCCCUUUUUUCUACGAUAUUGAAAUUACACUAAUUCGCUUAGUGUUUAUUCAACUAAAUUAGUGCAAAACGUUUCAAAAUGUUGAAUUUAUAAUAACAACUAAACACAUCAUUAGUAUCGUGGUAAGACGCUUGCGUAAGAUAGCAUAGUAUUUCCAGGACGGGUGUUGAUUAGACACGAUCUACACUAACUAUUUUACUUCAUUUUUCUAGUCAUUCCCGCAAUGCAGUUUGUGUAUCAGCAUUGUAACGUUGUUGCGAGACAAAGUAGAAAGCAAAAUUUCCCUCACCCUUUAGUCAAAUUUGGUAGAAAGGUGCGAGGGACCAAACUCUCUACUAUAAGGGAACAAAAAAGGAAGUGAAAAAAAACCCGUCGAAACUAAAGCAUAAGUUAUACUUUUCGCCUACUGCCAUAUGUGUUCCGCUUUCCAUUUAAACUGGUAGCUUUCUUCUGGUAGCGAUAAAUUCAUUUCUUUGUGUGUAAUAUUUUCUUACACAUGUAUUUUAUCAAUCUCUAUGAUACUAUUAAACAUCUGGUUGACUUAAACGUCAGAGCGAGAAAACAAGGCGAUCGUAUGAGAAUCGUUUGUAGAAUUAAACGAUCAAUCUGAAACGAUAUUGAAGUACACAUAUUACGAGAGACUGUGUAACACACAUUGCAAUGAAGGUGCGAAACAAGCUAAAAUCAAAUCAUAUUUAAAUACUACGACAAGACUUUACACAUACCCGGACAGAACCACGGUGCUAUAAUGGCAUAUUAUCGUUGAAUGAUGAUCGACAAGAUCAUCAAGCAGCUACUAGCGCUCGUGAGCCGUUUUGGCCCAAAAAUGGGCGGCAGGCACAUUGAUCAGAAAUGCAUUAUAAUAAUGUAUAAAUAUACGAAAUGAGUGAAUUAUUGAAAAAUAAAAAUAGUGUUAUUUUUUCGUUUACUUUUUCUCACGUUGGGCUGAUUGGGUAAAGAAG